Molecule: messenger RNA, 2289 nt
Organism: Moneuplotes crassus
Lineage: Eukaryota; Ciliophora; Spirotrichea; Euplotida; Euplotidae
Source: the annotation of a GenBank genome assembly
UAUUUAAAAAUGCAGCGAAACCCCGAUUUAGAGGAAAUUCUAUACGACUUCACUAUAUAUUUCGACUCAUUGUAUUCUCAAUCCCUAGACCUCGAGGGAAAGGUCAUCCUAGUUUGGAACAAAGGUACGAUGAAGAGGAUAGUGUCUGAAGAGAAAUGCACCACUCGUAGUAAACACACCCUCAUAGCUCAGUCGAUCAAACUACAACAGUCAUUAUACUUCAGUAAGAAAACUAGUGCUUACAGAGAUGGGUCUAAAGUGCAAAUAUCCUGAUAUGUCAAUGAUGCUGAUUACUCCCAGCCUGUCUUUAUAGGCAUCAUCAAUGUCAACCUGAGUAGAAUUAUCAAUGAAAGAAGAGAUAGGAAGGGAAAGGUCCAAAACCAAGAAAUAGAUCUUGACCUAGAAAGAUGAGACUAUCAGAAUACAGCAGUAAAGCUGAUUAUUUCUGCUAAAAAGAAUUUCAAGUUUUCUCAAAAGGAACAAAUUAACGAAAUCAAAGGAAGAGAAGAGAAUGACUCACAAAACCAAAGGUUCCAGAUUCUGGAUGAUGAUAUGAUCGAUAAUUUACCUGAGAAGUAUGAAGAUGAGGAGGAAGAUGAGUUCUUUAGAGGAUAUGCACAUGCUCAAGAAUACAAUCAAUCCAGAGGCACUUUUCAAAGCGAGAAUGAUACCCAAAGCAUUAGAAAUAAAAUAAUCUUUGAGGACGUUACUCCUGAAAUAAGAGAACCACAUGGAACUAAUGAGUUCAACCAGUCAAAACAAAAAUAUUUCGAAGGGGUUCAUACUCCACCAAAGGGUGAUCAAGAUACAGUUCAUAUCACACAUACAAGAGAUAUCCAUAAAACCAAGAGAUUUGAAAAGCAAGAUAGGCAAGAGUAUGAUAGCAUUAAUAUGCUAGAUUUUGACCAAAUAGAAGAGACUAAGAAUGACAAUGAAAGAAAGAACAACAGUAAUCAACCCGACGUCCAUAAUUUACUUAAAAUGUACGAGAAACAACUGAGCGACUUUGUUGUGAAGAAAGACUUUGAUAAUUCAAGAGACAUCGAACGAGAAAGCUCUGUAAGAAGUAGCGAUAAAAAGAGACCCUAUGAAAUGUAUCAAAGAAUAUAAAAGGAGAACUGGAAGCUCUAAAAGAGAAAUAUGCAAGUCUCUCUGCAAAGAAUGAUCAGUUAAAAUAUGAACUCAAAACUGAAAAGAAUUCGCACAACAGAUCAGUUAUGAAAUUCGAGGCUGAAAUCAAUGACCUCAGAGAUCAUAAUCAACAAUUGACAGAAGAAGUCUCAUCGUUAAUAAACUACAAAUCUCGUUUUGAACAAAUGAAAGCAGAGAACCAGAAACUCAUGGAGAUUGAAGAGAGAUAUGAAGACCAAGUAGAACAACUACAAGAGAAACUAGAAGAACUAGGUUAUGGUCGUACUUCAUCAAUGUCAAAUUCCGAGCAACUACAGCAAUUUUCUGAGAAAAUAGUAAUUCUUGAAAACAAACUUGACCAAAAGGAGCAAGAACUCAAAGAAGAAAGACUUGAUAACGAUAUCAGAAAUAAAUAAAGAACUCAGAAUAAUUGAAGAAGGCUACACUCGAAAAUAUAACAAACUAAAGAAACAGAAAGAAGAUUUGGAAGAUGAACUAUAUGAGCUACAGAAAAGGUGCGAGGCUCAAGUUGAUAUUAUUAACCAAAAUGAGUAUCGACAGAGAAAAGAAAAAGAAAACAAACCUAAAGAAGAAAAGGACGCAAUUGAUAUUGAAUUUUACGCCAAGAAAUAUCUCAAAGACUGUGAAGAAAGAGGCAGUCAUGAAGUUAAAACUGAAAGUGGAUCCCAAGCAGUCAGCAUGGACGGAAAAAUACUUGACAUAACUGACUUAGACAUGAAGGUCAUUGAGAACCAGCAUAAACUUGAAAGACUUGAGUUUUAUGAAAACAACAAUAUUGAACUUCUACAUACUCUUGAGGAGAAAGACUCAGAGUAUGACCAGAAGGUCCAAUUCUAUGAAGAAGGACUAGAAUCUCUAAAAAUGAAGCAUAAAGAAGAAAUCACAAAACUUGAAGAUAAUUUAAAGAAGGAAAUAAAUGCCAUGAAUGCUCAAAAUAAACUAAAAAUUGAGCAUAUACAGGCUACAGAAAGAAGUAAUGCAGAUGCUGAUAGAAAAGAAUUGAGAGAUGAAUUCCAGAAGAUGUUUAAAGAGAGGUUUAGUGAGUGGAAAACUAAAUCAGUCGAAUACGAAAACAAGAUUAGACAUCUUGAGAAUAUCAUUAAUAGCAACUAAUAAUUAUUUAAGUUCAAUCUUACC